CAUGUGAUCAAGGAACAGAACAUGUUGGAUGUGUUUGUUAUUAUAGAAGGCUAUUGCCGUCUUCUGAUUGAAAGGAUCAUGCUAAUCAAAAACUGCAAAGCAUGUCCUGGUGAACUCAAGGAGGCAAUAGCAAGCUUGAUCUUUGCAGCAUCCAGAUAUGGACAAUUGCCAGAACUGCAGAAGAUUCGUGGGGUUUUAGCGUCGAAAUAUGGGAAGCAAUUUGACAGUUGUGCUGUUGAACUACGCAACAACUGUGGAGUAAAUCCUAAGAUGGUAAAGAAGCUUACAAUCCGACGCCCAGGCUUGGGAACGAAAUUGAAGGUGCUAAAGGAAAUUGCUGCUGAAAAUGGAGUCACUCUACGUAUAGAAGGAGAAGCUGCUUCUGAAGUCACUGAGGACAACAUGAAGCUAAUAGAAUCAACUAAAUUUAGUGAACAUAAGGUAGAAGAUGAUGGUCCUGAAGAGAUAAAACCUGACAAGAAAUUCUCUAGAUCUAUGAAAGCAAGGAAGAAGUAUGAAGACAUAGUAACGGCAGCCCAAGAAGCUUUUGUAAUGGCAGCUCAUGCAGCAGCCGCUGCCAGAGCUGCUGUACAACUCGCACAAAUUAAAUUGCACGGAGAAGAUCACGAUGAUCAGAACACUUCCACUCAACAAGAAAAGUACCUAUUCAACCUUGAUGAAUUCCGGAAGCCAGAGCUGAGAAUCGCUGAAUGCGCAACUUCAAAGGAGAUCCAUGCCAUUGACAUCAGUCCCGAAUCAACAGAUAGAGAAAUUGAUGAAGAUAACGAGUGUAUAAGCUGUACUAGAGAGUGUGAUCAUAGCUAUACGAAAGCAGCGAUGGAGGAGGUUCCAUCUACCUCGAGUUUAGAUUCAAGUGGAGACACAGAGAGUGAUUUGACUAUAUAUUCAUAUAUAGUAGGCCAAAAUCAACCGUCAGAUAACGAAAUCAACCAUGAUGUAAAGGAGGAAAAACAAGAUACAAUCCGGUGUUUUGAACGCCACGAUUUUGAUAAGAAUUUUAGCUUCCUCACAAACGAAAUCCCCAAAUCCGGAGUUUUCAAUGCUGAGAAAGAUGAUGAGGACGAGGAUGAAGAAAAUGUGGCACUCAAGUAUGAGUCUUCAAAAUGGUGGGUACCAUCGAAAAUUCGGCCUGACCCUGUGGAAUACUCUGUGCAAGAGAGAACUGUGUUGGGAAGCACAGAUUCCUCGGAUUCUGCAGUGAAAUUGCAUUCAAACAGAGGGAGGAGGCCAAUUUCAGUUAGAACUAGAAGAACACUCAAGUCUUUAGGUAUAUGAAUUACAGUUUUGGUUUUGAAGUGUUAUUAAUUACUGCGGUUUGUGUGUGGUUUGUCUGUCUUUCCAUGUAAUGUAUGGUCGUGUAUGGUAAUUAUUAUUAGUAUGGUGAUUUGCCAUUUGGGAAUGAAAAAUGAGUUGUUUCAUAAAUUUGUACUUCUUGAUCUAGUGGUUGGGGUAAGUGUUUAUUUUUUUAUUUUUAACAAUA
Molecule: messenger RNA, 1501 nt
Organism: Cornus florida
Lineage: Eukaryota; Viridiplantae; Streptophyta; Magnoliopsida; Cornales; Cornaceae
Exons: 4
Coding region: 22-1296 (424 amino acids)
Biological process (GO): protein transport
Source: RefSeq, a predicted model, not a curated record